Molecule: messenger RNA, 1258 nt
Organism: Abrus precatorius (Indian licorice)
Lineage: Eukaryota; Viridiplantae; Streptophyta; Magnoliopsida; Fabales; Fabaceae
Product: PHD finger protein ING1
Exons: 7
Coding region: 224-928 (234 amino acids)
Cellular component (GO): nucleus
Source: RefSeq, a predicted model, not a curated record
AGCUAUUGUCAUUCCUAACUAAUUCGUUCACGCUUAAACGAUAAGCCAAAACAACUCUUCUAAUUUAUUCACUGUAUAAGGUGGUAAAUUUUGGGACAGUUUACUAAAUAUAUUCCUAGAUUUUUUUUAAAUUUUUUUUUAGAAUAUGGUAAUUCUUUACCGAAGGGCAAGAACCGAUUUCUUUCUCACUUUCUCCGAUCGAACGUUUUUCUGAGAAACCCUAAUGUCUUUUCUUGAAGAAUUUCAAGCCAAUUUGGAUUCACUACCCGUUAUUCUUCAGAAGAAGUAUGCGUUGUUGCGAGAUCUAGAUAAGAGCUUACAUGAUAUUCAAAGGCAAAAUGAACAGCGCUGUGAACAAGAAAUUGAAGAUAUUAAGCGAGGAGUUAGGUCUGGAAACAUCACACCUAAUACUUCAGUUAUUAGAUUCUCUGAUGAAGCGCUUGAUGAGCAAAAGCAUAGCAUCAGGAUUGCUGAUGAAAAAGUUGCCUUGGCUGUCCAGGCGUAUGAUUUGGUAGAUACACACAUACAACAACUUGAUCAGUAUCUGAAAAAGUUUGAUGAGGAGCUUCGGCGUGGUCCUGAUGGUAAUACAAAAUCUGGAAGGGGUAAUGAAAGUGGAACUGGUAGAGGAGGGCGAAAAAAAACACGCCAAACAGCAGUUGUGGCAGCAGCAGCAGCAGCCGCCACAGAAGCUCAAACUACAUCUGCAAAUCCAACUGGCAUGGAUUUAGAUUUACCAGUUGAUCCAAAUGAACCCACAUACUGCUUUUGUAACCAAGUUAGCUAUGGAGAGAUGGUUGCCUGUGAUAACCCUGAUUGCAAAAUAGAGUGGUUUCAUUUUGGUUGUGUUGGUUUGAAAGAACAACCAAAAGGAAAAUGGUACUGUUCAAAUUGCGCAGCAACAAGAAAUCGCCGAAGAGGCAAAUGAGGCUGACCGAAGAAUAAGAAUAAUGUUAAAAUGACAAUGUAUAUAUAUUUUAAAUAUUUCUAGUAGGGUAGUUAUUUUGUUUGAUGUGUCAGGGCAUUGAAACUUAGCUGUUAUUGUUCGGGAAAUUUUGAAAUUACAAAUUUCCAAUAACUUAGUGUUUGUUUGCACAUUCAAUUGGCUUUGCACAUGUUUGCACAAUUACUAUGACCCUUUGGUCUAUGGUACUUCUGGAAGCCAUCGAAUGGUUUUCUUCUUUCAUUGUAGAUCAGGCUUGAAAAAAAACGAAAUUUCUUGUGUAUUUGUAGCGGAGAAUGUUUCUUCCACCCUGAU